AUGGGAGCAGAUAAGAGGAUAAGUCGGACUGAACGGAGUGGCAGGUAUGGCUCCGAGGCAUCUCGUGAUUCUUCUGAUUGGCGCGACAGAAGAGAAAGAGAUCAAGAACGUGAUCGCCGCUGGUCAGAUGAGAGACGUAGCAAUCGAAAUGGAGAUCGAGAGCGAGACAGAGAUCGUCGAGGAUCUCGAGAAAGUCCAGAGCCACGAGAGCGUAAAAGGCGAAACAGUGAGAGAUCAGAAGAUGGCUAUCACUCUGAUGGAGACUACUCUGAUCAGGAUUACAGAAGAGAAUCUGGGGAUGAGAAGAGAAGCAAGACCAUCAUGCUUUGGGGUCUUUCCACCGACGUCACCGAGGAAGAUAUUUGUUUUGCCAUUGAUCAACUGGAGGGUCCCCAGCCUGCUGAUGUCAGACUGAUGAAAAAGAAAACAGGUAUAAGCCGUGGUUUCGCCUUCGUGGACUUUUAUCACUUGCAAGAUGCUACCCGAUGGAUGGAGACCAAUCAGAAACUCCUUGUCAUCCAUGGGGAAACUGUGGACAUGCACUACAGUCAUCCAAGACACAACUAUGGCGACUGGCUCUGCAAUACUUGUGGCCUGUACAAUUUCCGGAGGCGGCUGAAGUGCUUCAGGUGUGGAGCAGCCAAAGUUGAAUGUGAUAUGGGCCCUAAUGCUGAUCUACCUGACACUCACCCUGGUGGAGACUUCUGUGGUGACACAAUCAUCUUGAGAAAUAUUGCUCCCCAGAGCACCGUGGAAGCCAUCAUGAACAUCCUCGCGCCAUAUGCCAAUCUUUCUGCAAACAACAUUCGCCUCAUCAAGGACAAACAGACGGGCCAGAACAGAGGUUUUGCCUUUGUUCAGCUGUCUUCGCCUCUGGAGGCCUCUCAGCUGCUAACUAUCCUACAAGGACUACAGCCUACUCUGAAAUUGGAUGGGAAAACAAUUGGAGUGGAUUAUGCUAAGAGUGCGAGAAAGGACCUUUUACUGCCAGAUGGGAAUCGCGUCAGUGCAUUCUCCGUUGCUAGCACAGCUAUUGCUGCAGCUCAAUGGUCUUCAAGUCAGCCACAGCCGAACGCAGAAGGUGUUUCUGAGUACAACCUCUUGCAGGAAGGCUACAACCCAUUGUCACAGGCUUUCUAUCAAGUUGCUGGAGCCAGCACCUCACAGGAGAAUGGGAUUCUCGGAGCGGCUCCUGGUGUGAAGAUUGUACCAACUGCUGCUGGGGUAGUACUCUCCCCCACCAUGCAAGUCUACCAACCACAUAUUAUUGGCCAGCCUGCUCUUCAAGCCUUGCAGCUGGCACAGCAGGUGGAGACCAAAUCACAGCCUGGACAUUUCCAAGGGGCUGUCGCUGUACCUGUUGCCACGGCAGCAUCUGUCACUGCAGCUACAACCUCUGGUCAAACUACAGACACCAACACUGUUGUUCCGGAUACGUCCACUUAUCAAUAUGAUGAGUCAUCAGGCUAUUAUUUUGACCCCCAAACUGGCCUGUACUACGACCCAACUUCACAUUAUUUCUACAACUCUCAGACUCAGCAGUAUCUCUAUUGGGAUGGUGAGAAGCAGUCAUAUGUCCCCGUUUCAGUUGACACAAACACUGCACAGACACCUACUGCAACAAACGCCAAAGAAGGAAAGGAAAAAAAGGAAAAGCCCAAAAGCAAAACUGCUCAGCAGAUUGCUAAAGACAUGGAGCGCUGGGCUAAAAGUCUAAACAAACAGAAGGAGAACUUCAAAGGCAGCUUCCAGCCAAUCAGUCAAGAGGAAAGAAAGGAGGCUGCCGCUGCUGAUGCAGGCUUUACUCUUUUUGAAAAAAAGCAAGCUGGUGUUCUAGACAGAAUGAUUUCAGACAUGAGCAAUUUCCCUGAAGAGGAAGCGGCUACAAGCUCUGGCAACUCCUCCUCCAAGUGCGGCUUAGUGGCAGCGUACACUGGAGACAGUGACCCUGAAGAGGCUGCCGACAGUGGGGAAGGAAGCCGGGACAAGUUGACGGACUGGAAGAAGCUUGCCUGUUUGUUGUGUCGGAGGCAGUUUCCCAAUAAGGAAGGUUUAAUACGACAUCAGCAACUGUCUGACCUCCACAAGAAAAACCUGGAAGUUUUGCGACGAUCUCAAAUGAGUGAAGCUGAGCUGGAGGAGUUGGAAAGAAGGGAAACAGAGCUGAAGUACAGAGACAGAGCAGCUGAGAGAAGAGAAAAAUAUGGCAUCCCUGAACCCCCUGUGCCCAAAAAGAAGAAAUACAGCCAGCCAACACCAGUCAUUAACUACGAGCAGCCCACUAAAGACGGCCUUAACAGUGACAAUAUUGGCAACAAAAUGCUGCAAGCUAUGGGCUGGAAGGAGGGUAAAGGUUUGGGUCGCAACCAACAGGGCAUCACUGCACCUAUUCAGGCCCAACUGAGAACGAAGGGAGCUGGUCUCGGUACUUCAGGCAGCAACUACACCCUUUCUGCAUUGGACACAUAUAAAGAUGCAGUUCGCAAAGCUAUGUUUGCCCGCUUUACUGAGCUGGAGUGA
Molecule: messenger RNA, 2520 nt
Organism: Nerophis lumbriciformis (worm pipefish)
Lineage: Eukaryota; Metazoa; Chordata; Actinopteri; Syngnathiformes; Syngnathidae
Source: RefSeq, a predicted model, not a curated record